Molecule: messenger RNA, 2388 nt
Organism: Prunus dulcis (almond)
Lineage: Eukaryota; Viridiplantae; Streptophyta; Magnoliopsida; Rosales; Rosaceae
Product: probable WRKY transcription factor 7
Exons: 3
Coding region: 430-1527 (365 amino acids)
Biological process (GO): regulation of DNA-templated transcription
Molecular function (GO): sequence-specific DNA binding; DNA-binding transcription factor activity
Source: RefSeq, a predicted model, not a curated record
CAAUUAAUCCUUUCCCUCUCUCUGUCUCUCUGAUUUCCCUUCUCUGUUCAGUCAGCGAUCCAACGGCUAAUCCCAGCCUUUUGACCUUAUCUCUCUCUCAUCAUUUAUACACGGUCUCCAAGCAGUUCAAUGCCCUGCCAGAACUUUGCCACGUGGAGCCACAUCAUUGGCCCCUAUGUUUGACGGCAGAUGAAGAGCAGAGAGAGCCAAUGCCUUGUAGCCUUAUGAGGAAGGGCAUCAUCAGUUUGACUCGAAUAAUCUUUUGCCCUUUUUCUCUGUUUUCCUCUGCUUUUUUCUUUCUUUUGUUUUUGCUUUUCUCGUCAUCACACCAAAUCUCUAUAUUUACAUUUCAUUCCGUUGAGCUUUCAAGUUUUGAAACUACUUGUCUUUCUUCAAUUCACAACCAAUUUCAUGCCGUGUUGACGAGAAAUGGCUGUGGAGCUCAUGAUGGGAUUUAUUGACAGUUUUGCAGCGCAAAUGGAAGAGAAUGCUGUGAAGGAAGCGGCCUCAGCUGGAAUUCAAAGCGUCGAGAAGUUCAUAAGCUUGAUUUCGCAACACCACCACCAAUUCCAAGACUCUUCUUUUUCUUCCUCAUCAAACCCUGAAGCCGCUACAGAGUACAAAGCUGUUGCAGACAUGGCCGUGAACAAGUUCAGGAAGGUCAUUUCAUUACUGGACAAAGGAAGAACCGGCCACGCUCGGUUCAGAAGAGCUCCUGUCACUCCAUCUCCGCCACCGCCACCCCCACCGCCGCCACAGAAAACAGAGACCCAAAUCCCAAGGCCUUCAAUUCAAGAACCCCAUAACCCAAAAACAGAUCAACCUCCUGGUUUCAAAACAGAGCAAUCCUCUGCUUUCAAGGUUUACUGCCCCACACCAAGUGUGCGUUUACCGCCUCUGCCUCACAAUCCCCAUCUGAAAACCACGCCUGUUGUGUUGACAAAGAGUGUUGGGUGCGCUGAGAGAAAGCUGGAUGCUCCUACCACCAUCAAUUUCUCACCCUCACCUUCGAUUUCCGCUGCCAAUUCAUAUAUGUCUUCUUUAACCACUGGGGAUGCUGAGGGUUCUGUGCAGCAUUCAAUGUCUUCUGGGUUUCAGUUCACAAACAUGUCACAGUCGUCCUCGGGCAAGCCUCCUCUUUCCUCUUCUUCGUUGAAGAGGAAGUGCAAUUCCAUGGACGAUGUUGCAGCUCUCAGGUGCGGCUCAUCUUCUGGGCGCUGCCACUGUUCCAAGAAAAGGAAAUCAAAAGUGAAAAGAGUGGUCAGAGUCCCUGCAAUUAGUAUGAAAAUGGCUGAUAUUCCACCGGAUGAUUAUUCAUGGAGAAAGUACGGUCAAAAACCCAUCAAGGGUUCCCCUCAUCCAAGAGGAUAUUACAAGUGCAGUAGCCAGAGAGGCUGCCUUGCACGCAAGCACGUGGAGCGGGCUCUAGACGAUCCAACCAUGCUGAUUGUGACCUACGAAGGUGAUCACAAUCACUCCCACACUGUCACGGAUCCAACGCCUGAUCUCGUCCUCGAAUCAUCUUAAGUCAACUCAUCCAACGGAUCAAAAUGUUCCUUUUGUAUUAAAUAUUGCAAGAAGCAAAGAAAUUAUAUGUUUGGUCCACACAAUAGUCAACGCUCAUUUGCUUUGCACCGUCUCCAAGAGGAUUAGUGGGUACGCCUUAGCUGCCUAUACAAAACUAGAUUCGUCUUUUUUCUUUUUUUAUUAUUUGGAUUUAUUCUUUUGCUGAUUUAGAACCUUAUAUUUUAGAAAUUUAAAAUUAAAAAAAGAAAAAAGAAAAAAAGAGAGGAAGAUAUAGAGGGAUAGGCUUAGAGAUGAUGGAUUUGGUGGGAAGUCAAUCAUGCUAACUAGUGGGUUUUAUAUUUAUAUUUAAUGAUGUGCCUAUAUACGCAUUAGAAAUGUUUAAUAUAUAUGAUGGUGGAUUUUGCCGAGGAUGCCCACUUUUACUUGUUCCAAUUCCCACUAUACAAUUGUUGAGGGUCAGCCAAUGCAUGGGCAGACAGUAGUUUAUAUGGAAAGAGGUUUGCAUGGGACAGUUGACAACUUGAGCCCUAAUCCCAAUUUAGUAAUGGCAAGUUGUGUGUGGAGAGAGAGAGAGAUGAGGACUUUUGGGAUGUUUGUGAUUUUGUGCUGUCAGGUGGUGCCUAAAGAUUGUGUUAAUUUCCCAUAUUUUUCAUCGAAGUUGCCUUCAUGGAUUCUCGGUUAUAAUUGGUUUUGUUGCAGAAUCUUGAAAUGUUGGGCUCUGGGUUCUGUUGAGAGGUCAUCGGUGACCCAUUUAAAUUGGUAAAUAUUUGGCCAAGUCAAUGUGGUCGGUUGGGGGGUGUUGAUAGGUUGUCUUUUGUUUAUGUUCAAAUCGAAGCAUGAUCCCAACAUUUCUUGGUCACA